Onychostoma macrolepis is the source of this 1723-nucleotide messenger RNA. RefSeq names its product SKI8 subunit of superkiller complex (gene skic8). The transcript is spliced from 10 exons. Gene Ontology annotation, cellular component: Cdc73/Paf1 complex. Lineage: Eukaryota; Metazoa; Chordata; Actinopteri; Cypriniformes; Cyprinidae. Gene Ontology annotation, molecular function: protein binding. Bases 360 to 1277 code for a protein of 305 amino acids. The record is from RefSeq and is a predicted model, not a curated record.
UCAGGGAGGGCGGAGUCAGGCGAUUGUUCCCAUGGUACUUUGCGCGCAGGUGUCAUGGCCGCUCUCUAGGCAGCAUCGGUGCGGGUGUUUAUUAUUGUUAAUAAAGCGCUUUGAUUCUUUAUCGCAUGUAUGUAACAAAUCUUAAGGAUUAUCUGACUUUACCGCGAGCGCGCUAAAACUUCUUCAGGACGCGUCGAAGCCUUACAGAGGCAGUAUAUUUAGUCAUAAGCUAAACUACGCUAGCAGUUUUGCAUGAAGUGAGUUUAUAAACUCAGAAUAACUCAUAAUCCAGCUCACACACGCGCUUAGAAACUCAAAGGAGCUCGUUUCCAUUACAAACAGCUUUUGAUACGGAGACUAUGAGCACACAGUACAGUAUACUAUUCAAGCAGGAGCAUGCUCAUGAAGAUGCCAUCUGGACGGCGGCAUGGGGUCGCAGCGAGAAGGAUGGGUCAGAAACCAUUGUGACCGGCUCUUUGGACGACCUGGUGAAAGUGUGGAAAUGGUCGGAUGAGAAGCUGGAGCUGCAGUGGACGCUGGAGGGUCACCAGCUGGGUGUGGUGUCGGUGGACAUCAGUCAAAACGGAGCGAUCGCCGCCUCCAGCUCUCUAGACGCUCACAUCCGGCUCUGGGAUCUGGAGACGGGCAAACAGAUCAAGUCCAUGGAUGCAGGCCCUGUUGAUGCCUGGACAGUCGCCUUUUCUCCUGACUCCAAAUACAUCGCCACCGGCAGCCAUCUAGGGAAGGUCAACAUCUUCGGCGUGGAAAGUGGGAAAAAGGAGCAUUCGCUGGACACCAGAGGGAAAUUCAUUCUGAGUAUCGCCUACAGUCCAGAUGGAAAGUACUUAGCCAGCGGUGCUAUAGACGGAAUCAUUAAUAUCUUUGAUAUUGCGACUGGGAAACUCCUGCACACGCUGGAAGGGCAUGCGAUGCCUAUCCGGUCUCUGACUUUCUCUCCAGACUCUCAGCUGCUGGUAACCGCGUCAGACGACGGCUACAUCAAGAUUUAUGACGUGCAGCACGCUAACCUGGCCGGCACUCUCAGCGGUCACGGAUCCUGGGUGCUGAACGUGGCCUUUUCACCCGAUGACACACACUUUGUGUCCAGUUCGUCUGAUAAGAGUGUAAAAGUGUGGGACACAAGCAGCAGAUCCUGUGUAAAUACAUUCUUUGAUCAUCAGGAUCAGGUUUGGAGUGUGAAGUACAACCCUACGGGCUCUAAAAUAGUGUCUGCGGGUGAUGACAGAGCCAUCCAUGUUUACGACUGUCCCAUGUGAAUCACCACAAAACUACAGCCUCCUGAUGAAGCUCUGUAAGAGUCACAGCCUCUCAAGACCACAGCAUGCAUAAAUGAUUUUUUUUUAUUUCAUUGCCAACUUCAACAUCUGUAUAUGGUGAUACAAAUAAAUGUCUUUUUUUUUUUAGUUGUUGCUGUUUGUCUUGUUCAGGAUUCACACAUUCAUUUUGACCAAUGGUGUUGUGUGACAUUUUUAGUAGGAUAUGUAUUUUAUUAUGAAAUGUAUAUUCAUUAUAGAGUUUAAUUACUUAAAAUCAAAAUGUUAAAUUCCCUGAUCUUUCCAGCUUUUUCACAAAACUGAUCGCUGUCUGCCCUCUACAGGACACUAAAUGUUACUGUGCCAAUUCAGAGUCCUUGAUAGUUUGGUCUGUAUUAUAGCAAACGUGUGUAAAAAUGAAUUAUGAUACAUAAAGAUCCAAAGUAGAA